Aspergillus clavatus NRRL 1 is the source of this 5040-nucleotide messenger RNA. RefSeq names its product bifunctional ATP-dependent DNA helicase/ssDNA endodeoxyribonuclease DNA2. NCBI's taxonomy places the organism in Eukaryota, Fungi, Ascomycota, Eurotiomycetes, Eurotiales, Aspergillaceae. Gene Ontology annotation, biological process: replication fork reversal. Gene Ontology annotation, cellular component: cytoplasm. Gene Ontology annotation, molecular function: 5'-flap endonuclease activity; single-stranded DNA helicase activity. The transcript is spliced from 6 exons. Bases 1 to 5040 code for a protein of 1679 amino acids. The record is from RefSeq and is a predicted model, not a curated record.
AUGGCCGGUACCUCGAAAACAUACCCGAUCUCCUCGAAUUCUCGUACCAAGUUGAAUGCCUUUCGGUACAGCAUUCGGGAUGGGCAGGUUGAAGAGAAGUACUCUGCAACGUCGCCGUCAAAAGCCAGCCAUGGAGACAAAGAAAAUCAAACUUCCUGGCUGAAUGGUGUGGUGAAAGAAAUUGAGCCAUUAGCUAGCGAGGAACAGCCUUUGACCGAAGCAGGCCAGUCCAAAUCAGUCAGGGAAUGUCCUCAAACUCCAGGAAACAGAAUUCCCUUGGCGGAUCUCAUCAGCAACGCAGAAGAUGCAUUCAAUCGGGCUCCCGUGCAGGAGUUUACCCCCGAAGAUCAUGUCAUCUGGCAGCAUGUGCCCGCUAGCUCAAAUCCGAACACCCUGUCUCAAGCAUCCGCAAAUAGGGGAAGAAAACGCCGUCACAGCUCAUCACCGACUAGCUCCCCGUUAGGGAAAGGCCUCAAAAGGGAACGGAAACGAUCAUUCGACAUGCAAUCAUUCCAAGCGCUUCUGAAAACCCCACAAAACGAUCUGGCUACCGAUCUGUGGAACAAUUAUGUGGGCAAGGCUAGUCUAAAUGGCGAAGAAAGCCUCCCUCCUCCUCGUUUCGCCAAUUUACUAUCAUCUUCACCACAAACACCCGUGUCUGCUGGCAUCAGUAGAGAUUCUUCCGGCUUGAGGCGCUCAAUCAGUUGCAAUGCAGAAUGGCCGACAUCCAAAGCGAAGCGGAGAAAAGUAAACGGACAAGAAUUUGGGAGCGGACGCAAUCUUUUUACUCGAUCAAAAAGCAAUAUUCUAGAUUCAGGAGACUCGAAAACUUCUAGGCUCAACUUUCUCUUGCAGAAAAUUGAAAACAGCUUGCAGAAGCCCUCCGUUAUCCCGGUUGACACAUCCGAUCUUUCUCCAGUGCCCAAGCGAAAACAUGUACGAUGGAGCCAGACAAACUCCCCAUUCCCAAGAAAGGCUGCUACCUGUGGCCCAGAAGAGCAAUGUGACGAGCACGAUGAUGAAAUUUGCCCUACCAUACCAAAGGAAGGGUCGAAUAAGAUGGAAAGGAACGAGGUCUCUUCGUCUGACUUUGGGGACGAUGACUUGGAUCAAGACUUCCUUGAACUGGCUGAAGCCUCUGCAGAUCCCUUCAUCGAUUCAUCUCGACCUGGGGGCUCUACAAACUCCCCGAAACGCAAUUUACGUACCGAACCCAUUCUGGAGGAGCCACAGAAUCUCUCUCAGACGAAGGAAGAACCACACCAAACUGCGCAAGCUCCAGGUUCAAGUGCCUGCACGACCAAUUUCCGCAAAACUACGGAUCAUGACGACUUUGAUGACGAUUUUGACGAUAUAGAAGAUAUCCUAGCUGAAUGUGAUGAGAACUCCAGUUUGUCCAAUCUCGAGCAUCUCGCUUCAACCAAACAGUCAACAUGGAGACAAUCUGGCGAGAAAGCAAGCAUGAGACAGUCUAAUUUGACAGAAUCCUAUCAAGCUACGAACGGUCAACUGGAGAUAUCUUCAGGUGAUGAAUUUGACGACGAUGAUUUUGAUGUGGAAGCUAUUGAACAGUCUAUGCAACCAGGUAAAAAUGAGUCAGCCAACAACCUUAGAAACCGGCAAGCGAUCAAACGGUAUCUGAUUGUUGAUGUUGCGGAGACUACAUACUCAACUCAGAAAGGCCGAAUCCAGCCAGAAAAGGUACUUCUAGUCCAGGAUGAGAAAGCCAAACAGAAGAAAGUUAUUCUCUUGCGGGAGUCCUGGUUUGACAGUCCCUGCAGCAAGGAUGCGUAUAUUCACCUGAUCGGAGAUUUUGAUCCUACAGGGCAGUGUGUCGUGGAUGACUCUCACAAUAUGAUCGUUCUCCAUCCAGAUCACUUGGUCUCCGCAACUGUUGUCGCAGACUCCAUCAGCUGCCAACGAAGGGCAGUUCUUCAGGACCGCAUUAAGAACUCAAGCGACAUUAGCAAGCCUCAAGUGUUUGGAAACAUCUUUCAUGAGCUUUUCCAAGAAGCCAUGAAACUCAACAAAUGGGACCUCCCAUCCCUGAAAGCCUUAGUGGAAGCCAUCUUGAUCAAGCAUGUCGAAGAUCUGUAUUUGAUUGACAUGAGCGUUCCGGCAGCCGUGGAGUAUAUGAUGAGCAGAAUCCCAGCCUUGAGAGCUUGGGCGGAAAUCUUUCUCCGAAAAACUCCAAGCGCACAAUCUCUUGUUGAAGAUCGACAUAGCUCGAAGGUCCGUUUGAGUAUCAACAAGCUACUCGAAGUCGAGGAGCACAUAUGGUCCCCUAUGUACGGCCUUAAAGGCAACAUCGAUGCUACAGUCCAAGUCGCCUGCCACGACGGAGAAGGUAGCAGAAAUUUGGUUAUUCCCCUGGAGCUGAAGACAGGGAACAGAGACACAAAUCAAGCUCACAGAGCUCAGACUGCUCUUUAUACCCUAUUACUUUCUGAUCGCUAUGAUGUCGAAGUGACCUUUGGUCUGCUUUACUACCUUGAGAUCUCGAAGAUAUUCCGCAUUCGAGGCGUUAGGCAUGAGCUCCUUCAGAUGAUCCAGGAGCGCAACCGUUUAGCUGGAUAUGUUCGUGAAAGACAUCUGCUUCCACCUAUGGUGAAGAAACCCGGAAUGUGCAGCAGAUGCUACUCGAAGACACCUUGUUUUAUCUACCACAAGCUUGUGGAUGAUGGAGAUGGCGAAACUAGCGGACUCGGCGACGAGUUUGUGAAGGCAAUGGACCAUUUGCAUCCUCAACAUCAAAGUUUCUUCAGGAAAUGGGACGAUCUACUCACAAAAGAAGAGCAGAGUAUGAUGCGAUUCCGGCGAGAACUCUGGACACUACUCAGUAGUGAGCGUGAGGCUCUCGGCCGUUGUUUUGGCAACGUGGUGAUCCAACCAGGUUCUGCCCACGAGGACAAAGACAGCAUCAAGAUCAACCGAUACCGAUACACAUUUAUGAAAAAGCAGUCGUCACCUUCAUUCUCCUUUACCGAAUCUCAAUUGACGGUUGGAGAACCGAUUGUUAUAUCUGAUGAAAAGGGUCACUUUGCACUUGCCAAUGGAUAUGUUGUGCAAGUCAGCCCGAAGCAUAUUAUGGUUGCAGUGGAUCGACGAUUACACAAUGCCAGGACUAAGAUGAAGGAUUUUGAUGCAGCAAAGAACCAGUCAUUCAGAGGCAUCAUGGAAAUAGUGGAAGGUGGCGCUCCUCCACGAAGUUCGGCAGAUGAACAGGAGGAGGAAAUUCUAUAUCGACUAGACAAGGACGAAUUCAGCAAUGGCAUGGCGAUCGUCCGUAACAACCUUAUUUCCAUGAUGGAAAAGGACGUGUUUCAAGCAAGUCGGCUGAGAAGACUAAUUGUCGAGGGGGAGGCGCCUGUAUUCAACUCCAAGGCAUCUGACUCUCUCAUGUCUGACUCUGAUAAGGAAAGCCUAAACGUUGAUCAAAAAAGAGCCAUCGAAAAAGUCAUGAGUGCUCGGGAUUAUGCGCUGGUGCUUGGAAUGCCCGGGACUGGGAAAACUACAACCAUUGCUCAUAUCAUUCGAGCUCUGGUCGCGCAAGGAAAGAGUGUUCUGCUAACCUCGUACACCCAUACUGCCGUUGACAAUAUUCUACUCAAAAUUCGAAAUGAUAACAUUCGCAUUCUACGAGUUGGGGCAACUGCUAAGGUGCAUCCCGAGGUUCAACAAUUUGUUGAUCUUGCAGCUAUACCUAAAACCACCAUUGAAGAGCUGAAAGCAUCAUAUGAAGAAUCGCAAGUUGUUGCAACGACUUGUCUUGGAGUCAACCAUAACAUCUUCAAUAGACGCAUAUUUGACUAUUGUAUUGUCGAUGAGGCGUCCCAGAUCACACUGCCGGUAUGCCUGGGGCCAAUUCGGAUGGCGAGAACAUUCAUCCUCGUUGGCGAUCACUAUCAACUGCCGCCAUUGGUGCAGAACAAAGAGGCACAAGAUGGUGGCCUGGAUGUCAGUCUCUUCAAACUUCUUUCUGACGCUCAUCCCGAAUCAGUCGUCAAUCUUGAGCAUCAAUACCGUAUGAGUGAAGAUAUCAUGCUCCUUUCGAAUACUCUUAUAUACUCUGGACGUUUGAAAUGCGGAACUCAUGAGGUUGCAUCGCGCUCAUUGAAGAUUCCCAACAUGGCGGGUCUCAAACUAUACCAUAUCAACCAACUACCUCAAUCUCCGCACCAACGGCAGUUCUGCUUAGGCACAAGCCAAGGCCGCUGCUGGCUUCGCGACCUACUUGACCCAUCCGCAAAGAAUCGGUUUAUCAACACUGACACCCUCGAAAUUCCUGCUCGAGAUAUGGCCAACGGCGCCAGAAUUGUCAAUUCAGCGGAGUCAACUCUUUGCUCCCACCUUGUCGAGGCUCUCAUUUCGUGUGGCAUUCCUGCACGUAAAAUCGGGGUGAUCACAUUCUACCGCAGUCAGCUCUCGCUAUUAAAGCAGACUCUUCGCCGUUAUCUACCCGAGCUCGAGAUGCAUACCGCGGACAAGUUCCAAGGUCGAGAUAAGGAGAUUGUGAUACUGAGCUGUGUCCGAAGCAAUGCUGAUAACAACGUUGGUGAUCUUCUUCGGGACUGGAGACGUAUCAACGUUGCCUUUACUCGAGCGCGUACGAAACUGCUCGUUAUUGGAAGCAAGAGUACUCUUCGCAAUGGCAAUGAGCUUCUUGGGAAAUACAUAAACCUGAUGGAAAAGCAGAGAUGGGUCUAUGACCUACCUAAAGAUGCCUUGGAAAACCAUACUUUCGACUGCGAUGCAGGGCUGUCUCAGCUUCAAGAUGCAGAACAGUCUAUCUCGUCCAUUCCCGCCGAAAAUCCCAAGACAGUUUCCGAGCGAAAGGCCUCUCGGAAUCCUCUCAGUCCGACACAGGCCCGGCAAAACCCCCAGGGUUUGAAGAAGCCCGCAAAGCGAGGAGCCAAGCUUCUCAGUGGAACCAAAAUUCUUGGAAACCGGCCUGUUUUGCAGGAUGUAAUGAAUGACCUCUUUGCCUGGUUGUAUCUUUCUCAGGGCGUUGGAAUGGUGGUGAGAGAGAAUUGGCACUGA